GAGAACAUUCUUUUGAGCAGACAUAGCUAUAAAUGACCAAAUUGCCCCUGUUGAAAAAUUAUUUCGUGUUCUUAAAGAAUUGACCGCAAAACCCUAUAAAAGAAUAAACCCUGUGUCCGCGAAUGAAUUCAAGGUCUGAGACAUUACGAAUAUGGCUUCUCCAUUUAUUGCGGGAAUUGCAGUAGCUGCUGCAGCUUAUGCUGGUAGAUAUGGCAUCCAGGCGUGGCAGGCGUUCAAGGCCAGACCACCAACUGCAAGAAUGAGGAAAUUUUACGAAGGUGGAUUUCAACCUGUUAUGACGAGAAGAGAAGCAGCUCUAAUACUUGGAGUCAGAGAAAGUACUCCAGCUGACAAGGUCAAAGAAGCACAUAGGAGGGUGAUGGUGGCAAACCAUCCAGAUGCAGGUGGCAGCCAUUACCUUGCAUCUAAAAUUAACGAAGCAAAAGAUGUGAUGCUCAGGCGAACGAAGGGUAGCAGUUCUGCAUUUUAAUGGGAUUGACGUCUUUUUGUCUCGGAAGCAUCAUUAUGUAGGAACUCUGGCUGUGAGUUUCAAAAGUAGUUGCUGAUGAACAUAACUUCCAAUGUCAUUCGCUGACUAUUCAUACUGGGUGAUUCUUUUUGACCAAAAACUUGUGUUGGGCAAAUAUUAAUUUUCUAUUUUAUAUCUGUUGUAAGGUAAGGGAAAUUUAUUGUGAUACAGCUUAGAUUGCUUAAUAAUGAGUAACAUUAUUCUAUUGAUUCUA
Messenger RNA from Mangifera indica (mango), 743 nucleotides. RefSeq names its product mitochondrial import inner membrane translocase subunit TIM14-1-like. Bases 152 to 490 code for a protein of 112 amino acids. Gene Ontology annotation, biological process: protein import into mitochondrial matrix. NCBI's taxonomy places the organism in Eukaryota, Viridiplantae, Streptophyta, Magnoliopsida, Sapindales, Anacardiaceae. The transcript is spliced from 3 exons. The record is from RefSeq and is a predicted model, not a curated record. Gene Ontology annotation, cellular component: PAM complex, Tim23 associated import motor. Gene Ontology annotation, molecular function: ATPase activator activity.